Aspergillus welwitschiae is the source of this 353-nucleotide messenger RNA. RefSeq lists its product as uncharacterized. The annotation marks the transcript as partial. The transcript has 2 exons. Lineage: Eukaryota; Fungi; Ascomycota; Eurotiomycetes; Eurotiales; Aspergillaceae. The record is from RefSeq and is a predicted model, not a curated record.
UCCCUACUGAAUGACUCGCAUCUCGGCAGAUUUGAUAUGAACCUUGAUUGAGUGAUCAGCAACAUGGACUUGGAUAUUUAAUCAUGUCCAUUAGAUAUUGGGGUCAAUGGUGUCAACCUGUGCCUGGCGAUAGUGCCAACCUCCCAUGUCCAAGGAUGGGGAAGCUAUGCAAUUUUGAAACGCUCGACUCCAAGUUAGCAAGGAUUUGUUAUGAUUCCUUGUCUCACUACGAUAAGUAGGGUGACAAUAAUUAAUGUCGACCAGCAGACUAGCUGGUGCCUAGCUUGUCACACACCCAGACAGUCACACGGUCCGCGAAUGACCCUGGGAUCAGACGACAUCGGAUACAUCAC